Messenger RNA from Serpula lacrymans var. lacrymans S7.9, 433 nucleotides. RefSeq lists its product as uncharacterized. The annotation marks the transcript as partial. The transcript is spliced from 2 exons. Lineage: Eukaryota; Fungi; Basidiomycota; Agaricomycetes; Boletales; Serpulaceae. The record is from RefSeq and is a predicted model, not a curated record.
CAAACGAUUUGGCGAAGCAGUCCAAAAUCGUCUCACAACAUAAGUACAUAUAUUCUCUCUCCAUGUAUCUGCUCACGUCCUGUUAGCCUCAGCAAAACAUACAAGGGACACUUGCGUGAAUUAGGGUCAACUGGGAGCGGCCUUAUAUCAGGAGACCCGUCUGAUGAUCAAUUCAAUAGUCCCAUUGUCCUCUCCGAAGUAUAAUGCCAAACCGGCAACUGCUGUGCAUGGUCAAGAUCUUGCUACUCAGGCCACAGCAAUCCUGUUCUCAAUGAGAGGUGAUGAUGGGGCGAUGGAACGUGGCAUGAACCGCCACUUUCAAGAAGGAGGGUGGGACAUGAUGAACAACAAUUCAGGUUAUGGGGUUGACGGUAAUCGGGUGGUGGCGACAUAUAGUAGGGAUAACUACCAGCAGCAGCAGCAGCAGCAACAG